CGUGCGUGGCGGAUGACGUCAUGCACUCGCUCCCGUUUGUUUAUUUAUAUUGAGGCGUCGUCAACACAGAGGACGGACGCGUGUGUUCCGUGUGUUCGGUGCUCGGGACACAUCGGGACCCGAUCGGGACCAGGACCAUGGCGGACUCCGGUCCAGAGGCACCGGCGGACGGUGACGACCCGCCCAGUGCCAACCCCCCCCCGCUCAUCACAGUGUCUGGUCUGCCCAGUGCCACCGCUGCAGGCCGUAACCUGAAGGAAUGGCUUCAGGAGCAGUUCUGCGACAAACCUCUGGAGCAGGACGACAUGCGGCUGCACAACGCCGCCUACGUGGGAGAUUUGGACACGCUGAGGAACCUGCUGCAGGAAGACGACUUCAGACGGCGCAUCAAUGAGAAGUCCGUGUGGUGUUGCGGCUGUCUGCCCUGCACUCCUCUGCGGAUCGCAGCCACAGCAGGACACGCCGCCUGCGUGGCCUAUCUGAUCGCCCAGGGAGCCGAGGUGGACCUGGUUGACGUCAAAGGCCAAACGGCGCUCUACGUAGGCGUGGUUAACGGCCACCUGGAGUGCGUCCGGAUCCUCCUCGAGGCCGGAGCGGAUCCCAACGGCAGCCGGCACCACCGCAGCACCCCCCUGUACCACGCUGCGCGGGUGGGAAGGCUGGACAUUCUGAAGGAGCUCAUCCGGUUCAAUGCUGAUGUAGACAUGGACCACCAGCUGAGCCCCCGGCUCCUCUUAAGCGCCCGCACCCUCAACACCUUGGUGGUGUGUCCCCUCUACAUCAGCGCUGCCUACCACCACCUCCACUGUUUCCAGCUGCUGCUCCAGGCCGGCGCGCAGCCCGACUUCAACUACAACGGGCCUGUCUGCCACGAGGCCCUGACCCGCGGCCUGGCCUCCUGCCUGCUGGACGCCGUGCUGCGUCACGGGUGCGAGGUGGCCUUCAUCCACCUGCUGCUGGACCACGGGGCCAACCCGGCUCUGGUGCCCUGGGAUGAGUCAGCGCUGGAGGCUCCUAACCGAAGGAAGGUGGAUCCUGAGGCCCUCGGGAUCUUCCUGGAGGCGAGGAGACGCCCUCGCCGGCUGACGCACUUGUGUCGGAUCAGGAUCCGGAGAGCGAUGGGCAAGAGUCGCCUCGUCCACAUACCUUCGUUACCCCUGCCAGGCCCCAUCCAGAACUUCCUGCUUCACCGAAACUGACACCGCGCAGCUUCUCGUCUUCGACAUCCAACACCAUAAAAAAAAACAAUCAAUCUCAACGACAAGACACACGGAUGCGAAACCCCUAAUUAUUCUCUAAUAAUAAACUGCUGUUAGUAUUAUUUCUCAAACACUUCUCUUCCUGAUCCUGUGAUAUUUUCAUGAAAUGCUUCCUAACUUGCUGAAGAAGCCUCGCUGUGUCCUGUAUUGUGGAAAAUGUGUGUGUAUCCUAAAUGUUUACCAGGGAAAUGUCAUGGUCGUGCUUUCGUGUGUUUCAGCUCAUUUACCACAGAGAGAAUGUCAUUUGUUCUGCUAUUAAAACCUGCCAUGUAACAGAUAUCCAGUUAAGAGGCAGAGGAACACGGAUCCAGCUCAUUUAUCUGCAGUAAAUGCAGAAUUUAAACCUUUUACCAACUCUCAGCCCGAGUGCAACCCAUCAAUUUCAGUAGCCAGCGUUAUCAUUUAGCUUCUUUUGAUGCAUUAACCACAUGGAUUGGUUUGACAACGUAAGGGCUGGAGCGUGCAAACUUCUAACUGUAUAAACUGUGUUUACAUUGAGUGCAGGGGGGGUUGGUGAUGGAGUAUUUUUUUGUUUUUUGCCAUAUGCCUUAAGCUUGAGUUUUGGAAAAUUGACUUUGAGAUUGAACAAACCAGAACUACCAAUGAUAAACCAGAGAAAUAAUGUAAUUAUGAACCUUAAAUAAGCUGUUUGAGGUUCUGGAUCCCGACCAAAACUAAAGAAGCAAGUUUACAGUCUGGGUCUGAAUGUUAAUGUGCGUGUUACCAUCAAAAGCUUUCUAGGAAACUAGUGUUAAAGCACUUUUCAGGAAACUCCCUCUGUUGACGCUCACAAUCUGUUGAAAAGUUAAAUGUAUUUCUAAUGAAUAGGUUUGUAUUAAUGGAAAGGACGUUGCCCUUCAUGUGAGACUGUUUCUCACCUGCUCUCUGUUAUCUGAGCUCUUUUUGUCCGUCCAUUUUGCUUUGUAUAUCCCGUCUUUAUUUCCAUAUGAAAUGUGAAUACUUCUACAUUCUCUCCUGUGUGUUAAUUGUUUAAAACCAUGUGGGUGGGCUGAUGCGCCACCGGAGAUUCCUCGAAAGUAAAGGUCACUUUCCGUGCUUCCUGUUCUGUUGGCCAUCUCCUGAAAUCCACAUGAGCUCCUCCUUUACUCACAACCCGUUCCAAGAUCUGCUCUAGUCCAUAAUAUCCCUGUUAAUGUCCUGGAUAGACUCUGGAGUUUAGGUUUGGUAGAGAAAAGAUCCCCUCCAUCAAUAUCAGGUCAUUAAGAACUGAACCAUAACAGAAGCCCUGAUCAGAGUCACAUGACGCCUCUUCAACUCGUCCUUCUCACAUGAGGGUCCCUCUGGAACACUGUCCGAGUUGCUACAUCUUGUAGGGGGGGGAAAGAGAACUUUAGUCUUAGUAGACCCGGACCACAACUUUGCUGCAUCAUUAUUUACCACUUUUAAAUGAUGCUAGAAUGUCUUAAUAUAAUUUCUAUAUGAGAGUCAGUCUAGCAAUAUUAAUCAACUGAAAAUUAAACGGGAGGGAGUUAAACACUUUGUUUGUUGGUCUAGAGUUUCUGGCCCAAGUGACCUCGACAUUUCACUUGUGUGUUUUGUUGCCACACAAGCAGAGUGACACCGUCAAUAAGGUUUUAUAGUGAAAUGUCACAAAAUGAUUUGUUAGGUUUACGUGGUUUUGUCAUUUGGUUCAAAUACUGCAACUAUGUGCACCAUCAGGAUGAAGUGAUGAACUAAUAGUAGUUACGUGACUCUAUGACAUGUUGCACUAUGCUUUGUUUUCGUUGUGUUACAUCUAUCGUCCUGGAUAUGGGAGUUCAGUUCAACACACAAUCAUCCAAACCCCGUCCCAUGAAGCAAACAACAGUGCGACACAAAGCAGUACACAUCAUAUCACUAUAAUAAUAAUAAUAGUGACACAAACAAUCCAGUACAUCUCACAAACAUGAAACGUUGACUGUCAGUACAGAGCUGGGCUCCUAGUGGCCUCCUGUCUUAUUCAGUGCUGCCAUGGCUGCAGGCACCAGGCGUCUGUGGAAUCAGACCCUGUUGCACCUGUCCUGAUGGCUUCAUGUUGCAGUGGCAGUGGAAUUGGUGGAUGACGUCAUGUGCUGUUGAGGUUGGGAUGCAUGUUAUGGCCUUAAGAGUUGAGUUGGGUUGGGUUUGUGAAGAACUCAUGGCGGUAAAUUGAAGUUUGAAUCCAGCUGGAGGCUUAUCACCCACUUAGCAAACUAAACUGAUCAUUAAACUGGUUGACAGAGCAAAAAUAUCUACUUCCUCUCUUGUGCCUGCAGCCUUGCUUUGUCUGAUUCUCCCUAUUUAUCCCAGAACUUGUGAUGGGGUGCUCCAAAGGAAGUAAUAAAAUUAAACACAAUAAUGAUGAA
Hippoglossus stenolepis (Pacific halibut) is the source of this 3604-nucleotide messenger RNA. RefSeq names its product ankyrin repeat and SOCS box containing 1 (gene asb1). The record is from RefSeq and is a predicted model, not a curated record. Gene Ontology annotation, molecular function: protein binding. Gene Ontology annotation, biological process: intracellular signal transduction; protein ubiquitination. Bases 138 to 1199 code for a protein of 353 amino acids. Gene Ontology annotation, cellular component: ubiquitin ligase complex. The transcript is spliced from 5 exons. Lineage: Eukaryota; Metazoa; Chordata; Actinopteri; Pleuronectiformes; Pleuronectidae.